Molecule: messenger RNA, 1461 nt
Organism: Wasmannia auropunctata (little fire ant)
Lineage: Eukaryota; Metazoa; Arthropoda; Insecta; Hymenoptera; Formicidae
Gene: Fen1
Product: flap endonuclease 1
Exons: 8
Coding region: 22-1164 (380 amino acids)
Cellular component (GO): nucleus
Molecular function (GO): RNA-DNA hybrid ribonuclease activity; 5'-3' exonuclease activity; DNA binding
Source: RefSeq, a predicted model, not a curated record
UGAUAUAAACAUUUCGCCGACAUGGGUAUUCUAGGCUUGUCGAAGCUAAUAGCGGACGUAGCUCCGGAAGCUAUCAAAGAGCGAGAACUGAAGCACUACUUCGGUCGCAAGAUAGCUGUUGAUGCGUCUAUGUGCUUGUAUCAGUUCCUCAUAGCUGUGCGGAGCGAAGGUGCCCAGCUCACUACCGUGGAUGGCGAAACAACCAGCCAUUUAAUGGGUACGUUUUAUCGUACCAUACGCUUGGUGGAGCAAGGAAUCAAGCCCGUGUAUGUAUUCGAUGGGAAACCGCCAAAUCUGAAAAGUGGAGAAUUGGCUAAAAGAGCUGAAAGAAGGGAUGAGGCACAGAAACAGUUGCAGGCUGCCGAGGAAGAUGGAAACGUGGAAGCGAUAGACAAGUUUAACAGGAGAUUGGUUAAAGUUACGAAAACUCACGCUGACGAAGCUAAGGAAUUACUUCAGUUAAUGGGCAUACCUUAUAUUGAUGCUCCUUGCGAGGCUGAAGCACAAUGUGCCGCUUUAGUGAAAGCUGGUAAAGUCUUCGCCACUGCCACGGAGGAUAUGGACGCGCUCACUUUUGGCUGCAACGUGCUACUUCGACGCUUGACCUUCAGCGAGGCCAGGAAGUUGCCCGUACAGGAGAUUCAUUUCGAUAAAGUUCUUGCAGGUUUAGAGCUGAAUCACGAUGAGUUCAUCGACCUCUGCAUUAUGUUGGGUUGCGAUUAUACAAAUAGUAUCAAAGGCGUCGGUCCAAAAAGAGCAAUAGAAUUGAUAAAAAAUCAUAGGUCUCUCGAAAAAAUCGUUGAGCAUAUAGAUGCCAAGAAGUAUUCCAUACCGGAAGAUUGGAAUUACAAGGAUGCAAGAUUAUUGUUUCAAGAACCAGAAGUGUCGAAUCCAGAUGACAUCCAGUUAAAAUGGUCCGAGCCAGACGAAGAAGGUUUGGUGAAGUUUUUAUGCGGCGACAAACAGUUUAAUGAGGAACGGGUUAGAAACGGGGCUAAGAAGCUUCACAAGGCUCGAAACACGUCCACGCAAGGCCGAUUGGAUUCGUUCUUCAAGGUUUUACCGAACUCGAAUCCGACUCCAAAGCGGAAGGCAGAAGAAAAAAAGCCAUCGGCUAAGAAAGCGAAGACAGGUAACAGCAAAUUUCGCGGUAAAGCAAAGUGAGAGUAAUUUUAUAAAUUUGAGAAGGAUGUAUAAUAAUGCUAAUAGUGUACUUAUAUCUUGCAUGAAAUGCCAUCUCGACGUAGCGUCUUAUACACGUGUCGCGCGUUUAUUUUAUAAAUUUCUACACUGAUUGCGGUUUCGAUUGACAAACAUAGUAUAACUUUUUCUAUUUAUUUCGCAAAAUAUAUACAAUAUUCGUGUACAAUAUAUAUUCUUAUAAAUUCCAUUAGCAAGUAUUCAACAAUAAUAGUCGUAUAAUCACAUUUUUUAAAUAAAAAAUCUACAUUGUUAUAUUAA